Molecule: messenger RNA, 849 nt
Organism: Coregonus sp. 'balchen'
Lineage: Eukaryota; Metazoa; Chordata; Actinopteri; Salmoniformes; Salmonidae
Source: the annotation of a GenBank genome assembly
AUGAAGACAUUUGUGGAUGCCUUCAGUGGGCAGGUGUUUGACAGCAAGGAGAGCCUCUCCACUGCCGCUGAGUGUGUCAAGGUGGCCAAGGAGCACUGCAAGCAGCUCAGUGAGAUCGGCCUGGACCUCACCUUCACGCUGCAGUCCCUCCUGGUCAAAGACAUCAAGGCAGCCCUGCAGAGCUACAAGGAGAUCAUUAUUGAGGCCACCAAGCACCGCAACUCUGAGGAGAUGUGGAGGAAGAUGAACCUGAUGACUCUGGAGGCUCUGACCAAGCUGAAGGAGGAAAUGCGCAGCUGUGGUAUGAGCAGCUUCAAUCAGUAUACAGGAGACGACUGCUGGGUCAACCUCAGCUACCCCAUCGUGGCCUUCACCAAACAGAUGAUGGCUUUUCUGGAGGAGGGGCUGAAGCUCUACUUCCCAGAGCUGCACAUGGUGCUGCUGGAGAGCCUGAGGGAGAUCAUCCUUGUGGCUGUGCAGCACAUUGAUUACAACCUACGGUGUGAACAGGAGGCAGAGAAGAAAGCCUUCAUUCUUCAAAAUGCAGCCUUCCUGCACGAUACUGUACUCCCUGUGGUGGAGAAGAGGUUUGAGGAAGGAGUGGGGAAACCUGCUAAGCAGUUACAAGACUUGAGAAAAAGUGCACGGCCCAUUCGUGUCAAUCCUGAUAGUACUAUGUCUCAGGUCUAGUGGGUGGAUGAUAACCUGGUGUGAACAGCACUUUGAUGACACUGUUGAACUUCAAAUCAUUGGCCAGAAUUUAUUAAAUCGAUUUAUUCUGUCGUAGAGGCUAUUCAGUGAUAAUUCUUUCUGUUUAUUGUGAUGUUGAAGAAAAUGACAUCGAGAUAG